AUGAGUCGUAAGAUGUUUUUCGGUACAAAUGGCUUUAUAGGACAUGAGGAAGCAUUUGCAGCAAUCACAGCAGAUAGUGAUGAUGACCGUGAAUAUGAUUUGUCGAUAAUACCACCUGAUUCCAGUUUCUUGACUGACGAAGAGGAAGGGUCUGAUGAAGGUAUGGUGACGUAUACGUUGCCACGAGAUGUGCCCGGAAAUAUUGAGGUUAUGGUACGCGAUGAAGGUACUUUUUCAACCGAAUAUGAUUUCAGUAACGAAGAACCAUUGACCGUAAAACGAGUUCGCCGGAAGCAUAACAUUUAG
Parnassius apollo (apollo) is the source of this 306-nucleotide messenger RNA. Lineage: Eukaryota; Metazoa; Arthropoda; Insecta; Lepidoptera; Papilionidae. The record is from the annotation of a GenBank genome assembly.